AGCUAUCUCUAGGUCCUCCUUGCCAGAUGCUAAUACUGCUAAUCAGCCGUCAUAAUGAUCGAUAAAAAACAUCGUUUCAAUAAAUGAAUCAAAAAGAGACAAUCUCAAUUUUAUACUUUUAACCAAUGUACGCUUUUACUUGCAAUCAAAAACAGUACGGUCAAUAACUUUUAGCGGUUACUGUACACCAGAUUACUUAGGUUAUCACGGUAUAAUAAUGAAAAUCAAUAAACACACAAGACUGCAUGAAACAUGAAAAGAGAUAAUUAUAGACACAAAUACAUUGUAUAUUGUGUGUGGUUACAAAUUUAUAGCGAUUGUUACCGUAAAAUAGGAUUUACUGUUAUAAAGAAAAGAGGCAAUCGUUUGCUUGGUAUGAAGUCAGCAGCCUCAUUUACCUUCACUGCUCUGUUCGCGUGUUCUCAAUCGACAACAUCAGUAACAAGAUACCGUUAAGAACUUUAUAAGAGUUUAACAUCAGCAAAUGUGAACGAAGUUUGUUUGUAACUAGUAUAAGAAGCAUCAUCUGUAAAAAGUUUUAUACUACAACAAAAUGGAAAAUUUAUCGGCGAUCAUGCCCAAUUGUACCCAACUUGACGGUGUAUCUGAGCAUCUUUUCAUGGCCCUGAUGAAUAUUCUGGUUGCUGCCAAAUGUUCUUUUCCAAGUCCUGAGAAAGACUACCCUCUAGAUUAUGGCCCUAAAUUGACGGAUGAAGAAGAGUUUGACUUUAUUGUAGUUGGCGCAGGAACUGCUGGAUCCGUGGUAGCUAGUCGACUUUCUGAGAUACAAGAUUGGAAAGUCUUACUGUUAGAAGCCGGAGGAUAUCCAAGUGCUACCAGUGAGAUUCCAUCCUUGCUGUUUUCCCUUCAAGGAACUAAAGAAGAUUGGCAGUACGUAACAGAGCCGAGUCCGACAUGUUGCUUGGGUUUGAAAAAUAAAAGAUGUUUCUGGCCACGUGGCAAGACACUUGGAGGCAGUAGUGCACUCAACGUGAUGCUUUAUCUCAGAGGCAAUAAAAACGAUUACGACCGAUGGGAGGAAAUGGGCAAUGAAGGCUGGAACUACGACGCGGCAGUAAAAUACUUUCAAAAAGUUGAAAGGCUUGCUGACGACUCGUUGAAGAAGCACAAAUUUUUUGGAGAAAAUGGAUAUUUGACAUUAAGUACAUCAGAGGUGAAGUUCACUUUGAAGAAAUCAAUAAAACAAGCUGCAAAAGAAAUAGGUCUAAGCACUCCCGAAUUUGAAAGUUCGUUGGGAUUUUUCGAUGCCCUUCUUUCUAUAGAAAAUGGCGUAAGAUGUAGUGCAGCUAAGGCAUAUUUGAGAAACGUUAAGAAUCGACAAAAUCUUUAUUUGGCUACCGAGGCGUAUGUCAAAAAAGUCUUAUUUCAACCAAAUACCAAAAAAGCAUCAGGGGUUGAAGUGUUCAUCAAUGGUAAAACUCUUAAACUCAGAGCCAAAAAAGAGGUGAUAUUAUCCGCUGGCUCCAUAAAUUCGCCACACCUGCUAAUGAACUCUGGAAUAGGCCCUAAAGAUCAUCUUGCACAGCACAAAAUAUCAUUAGUCCAGGAUCUCUGGGUUGGAAAUAAUCUACAAGAUCAUAUGCAUGUUCCUCUCCUUUUAGAAUUAGAUGAAGACGUCGAUGAACAGAAACGAAUUGCCGAUCACCUCUUUAAUUAUUUCGUUCACAGAAAAGGACCAAUUGGUGGAGUGUCGCUUACGAAUUUCGUCGGAUUUGUUAACACAAAGAACGACUCUGUCUACCCCAACAUUCAGUACAUUCCACUGCUUCUUCCGAAAACAGAUCAAUAUCUGACAGCAGAGGUACAUCGUGUGUUUGGGAUGGAAGACGCUCAAAUUCAAAAAGAAAAAAAAGUUCUUGAGCACCGAAGUCUUCUUAGAAUGAUCAUUGUUAACACAUACCCCGAAUCUCGAGGAAGGGUUGAACUGAAAACCAACGACCCAUUUGAGAAACCUCUUAUACAUCCCGGUUAUUUUACUGAUCCAGAUGGAAAAGACCUUCAAACGAUGGUAGAAGGAAUCAGAUUAUUUCAAAAAAUUAUCAAAACGUCAGCUUUUAAAAAACACAACCCGAAAGUUAUCGAGCCAGUGUCUCCUAACUGUAAACAUCUAAAGUUUGAUACUGACGAUUAUUGGAAAUGUAUCAUAAAAGACAUAGGUGCCACGACAUACCAUCCCGCAGGUACUUGCAAGAUGGGACCAAAAGAAGACCACUCGUCCGUCGUAAGUUCGAGAUUGACCGUUCAUGGUGUUCAUAAUUUGAGAGUCAUUGAUGCAUCAAUAAUGCCAAAGAUUGUCAGUGUAAAUCUCAACGGGCCCACAUUCAUGAUUGCCGAAAAAGGAGCAGAGUUGAUCAAAGAAGACUGGCAAAACGUACGAGAUGAAUUGUGACUCAUUCCUGAGCACUGAAUUUAUACAAACGACUGAUCCAUUUUUAAUAUAAAAUAAUAGAUAUACA
Messenger RNA from Agrilus planipennis (emerald ash borer), 2477 nucleotides. RefSeq names its product glucose dehydrogenase [FAD, quinone]-like. The record is from RefSeq and is a predicted model, not a curated record. The transcript is spliced from 3 exons. Gene Ontology annotation, molecular function: flavin adenine dinucleotide binding; ecdysone oxidase activity. NCBI's taxonomy places the organism in Eukaryota, Metazoa, Arthropoda, Insecta, Coleoptera, Buprestidae. Bases 554 to 2410 code for a protein of 618 amino acids.